Drosophila suzukii is the source of this 1676-nucleotide messenger RNA. It is a transcript of the gene HLH3B, whose product is annotated as Helix loop helix protein 3B. Gene Ontology annotation, molecular function: DNA-binding transcription factor activity, RNA polymerase II-specific; RNA polymerase II cis-regulatory region sequence-specific DNA binding; protein dimerization activity. Gene Ontology annotation, biological process: regulation of transcription by RNA polymerase II. NCBI's taxonomy places the organism in Eukaryota, Metazoa, Arthropoda, Insecta, Diptera, Drosophilidae. The record is from RefSeq and is a predicted model, not a curated record.
UCGUAUCCUUUAUCCGGAGAAACGGACAGAUGGCCUGGCUACCGAGCAGCUCCAACGGGGCGGACAACGCGGACGAAAGGAGCACAGCUUCGAGUGGGUCCUCCGGACACAGCCAGACCAACGAAUCUCCGCAUUCCGGAAAUAUAAAUGGAAAUGGAGUAAUCCGGGACACCGGGAGACACCCGCCAGCUCUGCUACGGCACGCAACGCCCCAUCUGCAGCCCAAGACGGAGUCCGUGUCCGACGGAGACGGUGACGCGGAGCUCUCCGAUUUUUCCCUUAACGACACCGAGGAGGAUGAGGAGGAUCUGCGGGACUACAUCGUGCUGAGUGGCAACCAGGCGGAUGGCAAUCGUUCACUGUCCAGUUCCCCGCGUAGCCACUCCCGCAACGGACUGCUUACAGCGCCUCCCAGCUCCGGAAGUUCAGUCGGCGGAGGCUGUGGUGGGGGAAAUGUCUCCGGAGGCAACGCGUCCAGCGGCGGAGGAGGAGGAGUCACUGGCGGAGUGCGUAAGGUGUUUACAAACACAAGGGAGCGCUGGCGCCAGCAGAACGUAUCUGGCGCCUUUGCGGAACUACGCAAGCUGGUGCCCACGCAUCCGCCGGACAAGAAGCUUUCGAAGAAUGAAAUCUUGCGCUCGGCCAUCAAGUAUAUCAAGCUGCUAACGGGCAUCCUCGAGUGGCAGCAGCGACAGGAGCCUUCCCUGCAGACUAGGGGUCAACUGGAGCCGAACAACAACGACAAUAGGAUGGUCAAUGGUCACGCGGCGGACGGUGAGUUAGAAAACGCAAGUAUCCCAGCAGUUCGGCACAUAAAAUGUGAACGUGCCGACGGACAGCAGCAGAGGAUAGGGCUUGGGAACGGGGGAAAUGACCUGCUAAUGAUUGCCCCGGGAGCCAUUAUUAAGAGCGAGCUCCUUCUGGAGACACCACUGCCUCUUGGACAGCCGGUUCUGGGCACACCACUGCCGUUGCCCACUGCUCCGCUGGCCAUUGUGGAAUCACGAAUUUCCGGAACCGUAUCCGGCAUUAAGGUGAUUGGCAGUCGAACCAGCAAGCGGCGUCUCAAGUCAGAGAGCGGGGCCACCGACCUCAGUGUGGGCAAACGCCGCCGGACUUAAAAGACGCGGCCAGAUGGAAUCUCUGGAAGAAUGGAUGCCGACUGUGCCGAAGCAACGGGAGCAACUGUCAGAUAGUUACACCCCUCAUAUUAAAAUUAUUUUAUUUUACCAAUAAAUUUAAAAGUUAUGGAAAUACUAUCUUAAGGUUUAUGAUGUCAUGUGUAGAACGACAAGGAAAACUAGACUUUCACGUAGCUCUGCUUUAUUUACGCAAUUGUAAGUAAUUUUACUUUACUUGUUUUCUGGCAAUGAGCUCGGAUCUGCCGUCGGCGCGGGAGUCGCUCAAGGCGGACUGAAGCUGUCCAGCGCAUUGGAGCGCUCCCACCCCUCCUGGAGGGAGCGCCAGACCAGCGGAAGAUGGGAGCCCAGAUCCUCACGAUGCACCCAUCUAUAUCUUGGCCCUUUUGCAGCGGAAUUAAACCCAAAGCUGCUGUCGAGCCACGGCUUGCACUGCAAAUAAUUUUUUGUUGGUUUAAAAUAAGCUUCACCGGAAAUAAAAGACAUCUUCAAUAAGAUUUAAGCGUCCUUACUGCAACAUAAGAUCAUGUUCAUAGU